This is a messenger RNA of Tigriopus californicus, 3198 nucleotides long. Its product is annotated as transcription factor GATA-5-like. Gene Ontology annotation, biological process: negative regulation of transcription by RNA polymerase II; positive regulation of transcription by RNA polymerase II; cell fate commitment. Gene Ontology annotation, molecular function: zinc ion binding; RNA polymerase II cis-regulatory region sequence-specific DNA binding; DNA-binding transcription factor activity, RNA polymerase II-specific. The record is from RefSeq and is a predicted model, not a curated record. Bases 596 to 2260 code for a protein of 554 amino acids. The transcript has 7 exons. NCBI's taxonomy places the organism in Eukaryota, Metazoa, Arthropoda, Copepoda, Harpacticoida, Harpacticidae.
UCUAUGCUGAUGAUCCGUGCUCGUGUGAGUGAGUGUGUGGAUGUGUUUCUGUCUCCUCGUCCCGGGUUGGACCUUGAUGGGACGGCGGCUUGGUUUUCGGGUCGGUUUUUGGAAUUUUUCAAAGUUCAAAGCAAAGAAACGACUAUUCGUUCGAGUAUUCUGUCUUCAAUGCUACCAGUCCCAAAGCAGCCGGAGCUACUUGCUUUUGUGGUGCCAGAGUGUGAGUGAGUGAGUGAGUGUUGUCACAAGUAAACUUGAAAAGUGCUCCCUAAAUCUGGUUAUCUCUCCCACUAAUUAAGUCGAGCCCAGUUAGAAUUGGGAAGGUGAUUCUCAAAUCAUUAUGUAUCAGUGUGUUUAUCUGGUCAAACCACUACGAGUAUCCCAACCCAAGAUUCGGGUGCUCUGUCGUCUUUGAGUGCAAUUCAAGAUCUAAAAGUUGAAAUCCCAAUGCUUCACGAUUUGAUACGUUUAUCAGUGGUGUCGUUCGCUUGUUCAUAAAUCUGGGACCAAUCUUGUUGCAUCAACUACUAAUCCAAUCCGGUUCCAACCAACCCAUGAGAUGCCGUGUGAAGAGUGAGGAGUGGUGGAUCCCCCAAUGAUGACUAUGGCACAUCCAGCACCCGGAAUGGUUGAUUCGGGCCAUCCGGCGACUCAUCAUGUGCAUCAUUCGGCGGCCAGGUCCUGGCCCACUUACAUGGAUCCAUCGCGAUAUGUCGAUCCGGGGCAUCUCUUACCGGGAGCCGACCCCCAACUCGAUUCCACGGGCAAUGCGGCCGUGGCUGCCGCAUCCUCAUCUUUCUUUGCCACGCAAGAGGCCUCGCGAUAUUACCAAAUGCAUCAGGCCUACGAAAGUGCAGCUACCCAAGCAGCUCGGAUGUCCAUGUACCGCCCUCAUUGGAUGCCUGGAGCGGGCUCACAGGUAUCUGUCGAAGGAGCAAGUUGGUCUUCGCCGACUCGAACCGCCCCCACUCCUCCUUCGUCAGCGUCCAAUCUUCACCAUCCCGGAGGAGCCUCCACCCCGGGUCACUACACCAGUUCAACAACACCUCUACCUCCCAGUCCGGCCAAGGACUCUAUCCCAAAGAGUGACUAUGAACAUGUCUCCCAUCAACAACAACAACAGCAACAACAGCUACAACAGCAGCAGCAACAACAACAGCAGCCUCCACCUCACGCCUUGUCAGAGUCUGAUUGUGACCAAGAAAACAAACCCCAGCUCUUGGAGCAACAAACUGGCGCCAAUGCCAAUGAGUCAUCGUCCAAAUCCUCUGAUUACCUCCAAUCGCCCAAUGCUCUCCAUCCAGUCGACUACCAUUCCCAUCACCUUUCAUCACAUCCGGGCUAUCCGACAACACAUCCGGGCUCUUAUGGGCAACACGGACACCCCGGUCUGACGCCAUCCGGGCUGAGUGGUUCCAGUCACGGAGGGGUGAUAGGAUCGGCCGGUUCCGGACUCGUGGGCACAGAUUUGAGUCCAUUUGGCACUUUUCCUUCCUCAAGAUCAUCGUCUUCCGGGAUGAUGAACAGCCCUGGCAGUAGCAAUGGAGGUGGGGGCGGCGGAGGCGGGGGCAGUAACUCCAAAGGCGGGAAAAACAAACGACCCAACGCUGAAGGACGCGAGUGUGUCAACUGCGCAGCUACGUCCACACCCCUAUGGAGGCGUGACGGAAAUGGUCACUACCUCUGUAAUGCCUGUGGGCUCUACUACAAAAUGAAUGGGACGAACCGUCCUCUCGUCAAGCCAAAGCGAAAAAUGAAUACCCAACGACGUCAGGGAACUCAAUGUUCGAAUUGCAAUACCACCACUACCACUCUUUGGAGGAGAAAUGGCACUGGAGAACCCGUAUGCAAUGCCUGUGGACUCUACUACAAGCUACACGGGACGUCGAGACCGAUCUCCAUGAAAAAAGAGAAUAUCCAAUCUCGGAACCGGAAACUUUCGGCCAAAGCUCGGAAAAAGCAUACCAGUUUCGCUCCCGUGGCCGAUAUGUUGAAGCCCUUCGAGAAAAUGUACGGUUAUGCGGGUAUGGCUGCGGCCGCGGGAAUGGGGGGCAUGUCAUCCUAUUACAUGCCCCCCACCCAUCCGGCCGUGUCGUGCGGGUCCAUCCCACAUUCGAUGCAUUCGGGUCCGUCUGUGGCCAAUUCGCCUCAGUUUGGCGCUGGAAUGCACAUGAUGGCCGCAGCUAGCUCGGCAGCCCUCGGGGGCUUCGGGGCCUCCUCCCUCAAUGGCAUGGCAAAUUGGAGGGCGGACUACUCUUGACAGGCGGGUAGCCACACGAUAGACAACGAUGAACAACUUUUACUUCGUCACCCACAUCACCACCACCAACAACAACAACAACUGCAACAACAACUGCAGCAACAACUACAACAACAACCCCAACAACAACAUCUACUCCUUGGGUCUCCAUGCAAUCAUCCUCGCUCCGAUUGACUAUUCAUGCGGAAAAGUACAAAAUUACAGUGCUCUCAUUGAUGUGUGUUCUUGAGGUGAAUGUGUGAGAAACAGAUCCUCCCCCCACCCCCCCGAAAAGUCCAGCCACUCUUCUCCACCACACUAUUUGCUUUUGAUCUCAACCAACCAACCAACAUACCAACCACCUACCAACCAUCGAACGGGUUUCAUCUCUCACUUUCUGAGUCAGGCUCAAAUCAAUGAAACCAUGGACACACAAGAUCUCUUUUGAACCCAUUCGAUAUUUGGAAAAAAAGCUGUGGUGAUGAAUCCGAAUUCGUCUUCUGUUGGUUUUCAUGGCCAACUCGUAUUCAAACAGUUAUUACUACUCCUACUACUCCUACUCUCUUAUCCUCAUCAUUUGUGCUAAGGCGAUGAUCAUCAUGAGAAUGGUUAUGACUCUCAUCAUUGCGAUUAUUAUCUGCAACGCCACUAGCACCAUCUUCACCUUCACCAAUCACCAAAUACUAGAAACAUCGUAGUGGUGUCGUUCGUUCCACAAGUGCUCACUCUCUCGCUCGUUCGCUCUUCACCGAAUUGUGCUUGGUGCUCACGUCGACAAUGGUGAUGUUGAUAAUAAAGGCAGUUCUCAUUGUGCAAGUGACUCUUGGCGACUUCAUGGACCAAAGAACAGAUGUUUCCAAGCAAUAAUCUAUCUCCAAAUGCAAGACAACGACGACACACGCGAAGAGCAAGACGACCAAUAAAAGCGAUCAAAAAUAUAUAUACCCACACACACACAC